AUGUGGCUAACCGUCAAGCUUCUCUUAGGCCGGAGGUGUUUACUCCAAGUCUCAGAGAAUGAGAAAGUAUUUAUGUUAAAGCGACUAGUGUCGAAACAGCUCCACGUUCCAGAGAAACAGCAGCGAUUACUCUUUAGGGGUCAGGUCCUGGCUGACAACAAGCGCCUAUCCGACUAUUGUAUUGGACCCAAUUCUACACUCAAUGUGAUCAUCCGUCCCUUGGAGAAGACAUCCCCUGAAACUCCUUCCCAACCUCGGUCCCAGUCCUUGUGGCCUCAGCUCAAUCAAAUUCUGCUCAAACACUUUAGCCCACAAGAUGCAGAAAAUGUGCUUCGUCGGCUAAGAGAGGAUCACAGGAAGUCCUUGCAAAGGAUGAACCUGGAUGACCUUGAGCGGAUCUCAAAGGUCCUAGUUCCAGAAGGGAAACACUCAGGAGCCACUGGCUCUACCCGUGAGUCCAAAGGAGAUAUGGAGCCCCGAAGAAAUAUGAAAUGCAAUCUAGCACACAAGGAUGGCUUUAAACGAGAGAAGUCACCUGGUAAAUAA
Monodelphis domestica (gray short-tailed opossum) is the source of this 546-nucleotide messenger RNA. RefSeq names its product ubiquitin like 4B (gene UBL4B). The record is from RefSeq and is marked provisional. Gene Ontology annotation, molecular function: protein binding. Lineage: Eukaryota; Metazoa; Chordata; Mammalia; Didelphimorphia; Didelphidae.